AUGCAUCUUUCUCAACCCGUCUCCCUCUCCCUCCUCUCCCUCCUCUCCACCACUCUCGCCGCAAACCACGACAUCACCGUCGGCCCAGCCCUAGUCUUCACGCCCAACACCACGACCGCCGCCGCCGGCGACACCCUCACCUUCCACUUCAACCCCUCCCAGCACGACAUCACCGAGAGCGAGUUCGGGAAGCCAUGUGACUACAAGACCGGCGGCUUCUACAGCGGCAGCGGCUCGCUCGCGCCCGCCGGCAACGACGUCUUCGUCGUAACCGUGAACGACACGCAGCCCAUCUACUUCUACUGCUCCGUGCCCGAGCAUUGCCAGGCCGGAAUGGUUGGGGGCGUCAACGUGCCUACCUCCGGCGACACCCUGGCCUCCUACGCCUCGGCCGCCGCCAAGACAAGCGACAGCACCACGCCCAAGGCCAUCGCGGGCGGCGUGACGAAGCCGGAGGGCGAGGCUUCGGCCAGCAGCUCGUCGGCGGCUGCUAGUAGUUCGUCUGCUUCGGCUGCUGGUGCGUCGUCGAAGCCCUCGUCCGCUGCGUCUGGGACCUCGUCGCCCGUUGCGUCGAGCGGGACCGCGGCGGCGGCGGCGGCGUCGCCUACGUCUACGGGCACGGCGGCGAGCUUGAGGGACGGGAAUGCGGGGGUCGUGUUUGGGGUCGUUGCGCUGGUGGGAGCGGCGGUUGCGGGGAUGGUUUGA
Mytilinidion resinicola is the source of this 705-nucleotide messenger RNA. Its product is annotated as Cupredoxin. The coding region runs from base 1 to 705 and encodes 234 amino acids. The transcript has 2 exons. The record is from RefSeq and is a predicted model, not a curated record. Lineage: Eukaryota; Fungi; Ascomycota; Dothideomycetes; Mytilinidiales; Mytilinidiaceae. Gene Ontology annotation, molecular function: electron transfer activity.